Molecule: messenger RNA, 1400 nt
Organism: Meloidogyne enterolobii
Lineage: Eukaryota; Metazoa; Nematoda; Chromadorea; Rhabditida; Meloidogynidae
Source: the annotation of a GenBank genome assembly
UCCACUUGUUGGAUUGGACAAAAAUUCUUGCAAUUUCUCAUGCGAAGCGUUCUUCGCUCUAUUCUAAAAUUACUUUAUAUUCUUUUAAUUUUUAUUAAUUUGUUUACAACAUUUUCUGAAGCACUGGCUCAUUGGCGAAUAAAUCAAAAGCAACACUCUCUUGUUGCUCUUAAUGAUGAUGAACUGAAGCAGGUGUCGGCGUUGACAGAUAUCGUCUCUAUCCGGUCCCUGCUUCAACCAAUUCUGGUAGAACGUCAAGUUGGGACUGAGGAGCAUAAAAAAGUUGCAAAUUACUUGAAAACAAAAGUAGAAGAAUUUGGAUUUACGACAGAAUGGGACAGUUCUCCAAUGAUGACACCAUAUGGAGAAAAAACCUUCAACAAUCUAAUUGCUACACUUAAUCCUCGGGUUCAUAGGCGUCUAGUUCUGGCCUGUCAUUAUGAUUCCAAAAUAUUGCCAGGGCAAGUUUUUAUUGGUGCAACAGAUUCUGCCUUGCCUUGCGCACUUUUACUAGAUAUUGCAAAAACACUUCAAAAAAGAAUUUCUUUUCGAGAUAAUCAACAUAUUACUUUGCAAUUGAUAUUUUUUGACGGUGAAGAAGCUUUUCGCGUAUGGUCAGAUCACGAUUCAAUUUAUGGUGCUAGAGCUCUUGCUAAAACUUGGGAACGCAAAUGGUAUCCAACAACCGAUGGAAGUGGCUUUGUAUUGGGAAGAGAACUUGAUAGAAUUGAUGUACUAGUUUUACUUGAUCUGUUGGGUGCUAAAAAGCCUAGAAUACAGUAUAGCUUUGGACAUAUGAGUGAAAAAUUGUUUCAAAAUCUUCCACGAAUUGAAACCGAUCUUAGCCGUUUGGGUGUAAUAAACAAGCUUCCACGUAUUUUCUUUCCUGGAGUAUCCUAUAGUGCAGCCGAAGACGAUCAUAUACCUUUUUUACAUAGAGGAGUUCCUGUUAUGCAUUUAAUUCCUAUGCCUUUUCCUGAUGUUUGGCAUUCACCAAAGGAUGAUGCAAGUGUUUUAGAUAAUCCUACAAUUGAAAAUUUAGCAAGCAUAAUUCGAGUUUUUGUUGCUCGUUAUUUGGGUAUCCAUCCGGCAUAAUUGAAUUUUUUUUAAUAAAAAUACUUUAAAUUUUCUGUGAUAUCUUUAAAUUAAUAGUUGUAUGUAUUUAUGUUUGUCAUUAAUUAAUAAAUAUGUACAUGGAGAAGUAAUUCUAAUUACUUUUAAUAUUAAAAAUUAGGGUAGCACCCACGCUUCGGGGUCGGAAGUGUUGGGGAUCGGGUUUUGCGGAGAAGCCAUGUCGGGGUUGUUGCCAAAAAACCGUUGGGUCGGGGUUUCGGGGUGCUACCAUACCCAAAAUGACAGAUAAUGAGAGCCAAACACUGUAGAUUUUACUUUUUUGGAUU